CAUCUAGAGGGGGCAAGGAUAAAGGUACUACGAGCUGACCUGAAUCGUGCAGUGUUUGUGCAGCUUCAUUCACGAGGGAAUCUCGCGUGAAUUUUCUAAUCUUUUGCAUUACUUCACCUGCGAAUAAUAAUAAAUAGCGGCGUUACUCGCGACCGAGGCGUUUGGGCGAGAUCUCGAAGAGGUUUAUCGCGCGCGUUGCCGAGCUGACACGUAAGCAAGGAUCUCCAGUGACGGAUAAAAUACCCGAGACGAAAGGAUGAGCAAGCAGUACACGAGGAGCGAGGUCGCGAACAAUACCGACAAGGAAUCAACCUUGAUAAUCCUGCACGACAAGGUGUACAACGUAUACAGCUUCCUGAAUGAACAUCCCGGAGGUGAGGAGAUCCUGUUGGAACACCAGGGCAAAGACGCUUCCGAGGAUUUCGACGAUGUGGGCCAUUCGAAGGACGCGUUCGAUCUGAUGCAGAAAUUCCAAGUCGGCGAAAUCGUCGAGGCUGAAAAAUCGCACACGAAACCGAAACAGAACUGGGGAUCGGCGAGCAUCACGAAGCCAGACAAAAAUCAAGAAAUAUCUCCGUUGUGGGUGAUUGGCGGCACCGUUGCCCUGGCUGCCAUUGCGUACUUUCUUUAUAUGUAACCGUUCACUGCCGAUCACGCUAUAACGCGUGCUCUAAUAUUAUCGAUAAAUUGCCGCUCGCGCGAUAUCGCGUGAUACAUCGUUCAAUUUGAGCAAUGCCGCUGGUACCGUUUCCAGGAGCGAUAUUGCGAGACGCGGUACGAUCACGCGGUAUCGCGUGUGACUCUGGAACUUAAACGCUACGGCGCACAGCGACGACUCGCUUCUCGGGUCCGGUGGUUCAAUCGAAUCUAGCGUUCAGAUUAACCCUUUCAACGUAUCUACUUAUGUGAAUUUAUAAAUUAUAAAUAUACAUUUACCGUAGUACCAUUCUUAUGGAAAAAAUUGACGUUGAAAGGGUUAAAAAGCAAAUAUGCAAGAAAGCAUACAGGUAUUUUGAUUUUUCUGCCUGCCGUUCCUACCAAAUUUUCCAGGAAUAUCGUAGAAUAAUUUCGCGACUCGAUCGAUUCUCAUUAACAUUUAUAAUCGACAAUUUGUUAUUAAAUGUAAAACAAACAGGAAGAUGUUCUUGUACGCGGAAGGCAUAAAUAUUGUAACGAGGGUCAAAUACAGUUCAAGAUCGACGAGUCACGAUGCUAUUUAAUGACUGCGUCAGACGUUUUACGGUCUGUUAUAUUCAUAUGCGAUGAUUUAGAGAAAUAAAUGCACUUUUUACGUUUACGUUUCAUUUGA
This is a messenger RNA of Megachile rotundata (alfalfa leafcutting bee), 1309 nucleotides long. RefSeq names its product cytochrome b5. Gene Ontology annotation, molecular function: heme binding. NCBI's taxonomy places the organism in Eukaryota, Metazoa, Arthropoda, Insecta, Hymenoptera, Megachilidae. Gene Ontology annotation, cellular component: intracellular membrane-bounded organelle; membrane. The record is from RefSeq and is a predicted model, not a curated record.